GUAUAACGGAAGCCAGCCGUACACCUUCACUUUUUUUAAAACCGGGUGACUCAGCCCCAUGUCUACGUAACUCGAUUACUGGUAAUAGUGACUCUGGAAUUGAUAUGGAUGGUUAUGGAUUCUUACUUAACCGGUGGUACCACAUAGCGUACACACUUUCAGAUUCCGAAAAGCGAAUAAAUUUCUAUAUAGAUGGUAAAUGGGUUGGAUCUUACAGUCUCAAAAAUAUUCAGCUUCAAUCUAUCACAUUUAAUGAUGGUCCUUUAUAUAUUGGAAAGCACCUCAGCUUUGAUGGGUUUACUGGAGAAAUUAGGUAA
This is a messenger RNA of Racocetra fulgida, 317 nucleotides long. NCBI's taxonomy places the organism in Eukaryota, Fungi, Glomeromycota, Glomeromycetes, Diversisporales, Gigasporaceae. The record is from the annotation of a GenBank genome assembly.